This is a messenger RNA of Glycine soja, 2232 nucleotides long. RefSeq names its product senescence-associated carboxylesterase 101-like. The transcript is spliced from 4 exons. Gene Ontology annotation, biological process: lipid metabolic process; defense response. The record is from RefSeq and is a predicted model, not a curated record. NCBI's taxonomy places the organism in Eukaryota, Viridiplantae, Streptophyta, Magnoliopsida, Fabales, Fabaceae. The coding region runs from base 209 to 1957 and encodes 582 amino acids. Gene Ontology annotation, molecular function: carboxylic ester hydrolase activity.
AAACUCUGAUGCUUUUCUUGGCAAUGGAUUCCACUCUUUCCUAUUCUUUUCCACUGAGUUUCCCAAAGCCACGGCUAGACUUUUCAGUUUUCACCCCCUAUUAAUAACAAACCAUUACCCCCACCCCUCACAAUCUUCAUCUUCAACUCAGCUACUCCUAUUUACACCCCUCAAAUCUGCUUUCAACUUUCACACUCACACCACCACCAUGACCCUUCCUCAAUCAUUUGGCUGUGGACUUGUGCAAGCACCCUUGGUGACAAGCUCUGGUCUUCUUACUAAAGUUUGGAGUGUUAUCUCUUCUCGUGAUGAAGACAUAGUUUCAUACUCAGGAAAUAAUGGACUGUCCUUGAAAGUUUCUGAGGAUUCGGGUUUGACGGUUGUUGCGUUUGAGGUCAACCCGGAUUUUGAUCUUCAAUCUACAGUUGUUUCUUUCUCUGAUCCCAAGGAGAAUAAUUUGAACCGCUUUGAGUUUCUUUGUACCAAGAAACAUCCAGAUUUCUCUGUCAACAAGUCUGUAGUUGAUCUUUUUUCUAAAAAUCUUCCGAGGCUUGAUGAGUUGAAGUCCAAGAUUGAUAGCUCCCCUCGAUUGAUUGUUACUGGACGUGGUCUUGGAGGACCAAUUGCUUCUCUCUUCACUUUAUCGCUAUUAGGUAACAAGAAUUCCUCUGAGAAAAAGAAACCCCCUCUCUGCAUCACCUUUGGUUCUCCCCUUGUCGGUAACAAAAAGUUUCAAGAAGCCAUAUCACGUAGUUCUACAUGGAGUUCUUGCUUUCUACAUGUGGUCUCUAUCAAAGACCCAUUUCUCAAAAGAUUGAAUCCUGACAUCAAGGAUUACAUGCCUUUUGGGACAUUUCUCUUCUGCUCUGAUAUAAGUUCUACCUGUUUUGAGAACCCCAAGUCUGUUUUGGAACUUCUUGUGAUCUCAAUCAAAGAUCAAAAUCAAGCAUUUCCGUCCAUAGAUUAUGGCAACAUUGUGGGAAAUCUCUAUAUUAAAGCAAUUUGCAAGGACUUUACCCCACGGGGGCAGGACUUUACUGAUUCUAAUUCACUGCGUGCAAGUAUCCGUUUGCAGUUGUGGGCAGCACUAGGAUUGACACCAGAUAUGCAGCAACAACACCUGAACAUUGAUAUAAAUGCUUUGGUAACAAAGUUGGAAAAGCUGGAGAAGGAAGUGAUCUUCCAGAAGGGGAACAAAUUUGAUCCAUCCAAGAAAUUGAAUGUGAUGAAGAUAGAAAUGGCCAAACUUGAGUGGUACAAGAAGUAUUCCAAAAAUAAUAAGAUUGGCUACUAUGACAGCUUCAAGAGGGGUAUCUCAACAAGCGACCUAGAUGUUGUUCAGUGCCAGAAAACCCUCAGAAAUUACUGGAUUGACAUGGUUGCAGAGGCAGAGCUGAAACCUCAGACAGAAGGUGCCGCUUUUCGUACUCGCUGGCUUUUUGGCGGAACUAAUUACAGGAGAAUGUUUGAACCCCUAGAUAUUGCUGAGUACUACGCGAAUGGUGGUAAAGACUAUGAGGCUAAGGGAAGAUCUAGACAUUAUAUAGUGUUGCAGGAGUGGCUGGAAGAGGAUAAGAAAGAAAAAAGCAAUUCAAACAGUACAAACAAAAAGGAUGUGGAAUCUAUUUUAACUUUUGACUCUUGCUUUUGGGCACAUGUUGAAGAAGCUAUCCUUUCAUGCAAAGUGUUGAAGGAUGAACAAUCUAGUGUGACAGAGAAGGAAGAGGAAACUGGGAAGUUGCUUGAAUUCGAGAAGUAUGUUUAUGGGUUGCUCACGAAAUAUGAAGUGUCAUCAGAGAUUUUCCUAAGGCAAAGCAGCUACAUGAUUUGGUGGAAUCAGUAUAAGGCAAUUAAGGGAACUUCUUAUAAUUCAGCACUCGCAGACUUCAUGAGCAAUCCCGAUCAUUAUAAUGUGCUGUAUAUUAAGGGAACUUAUAAUUUCCCCCCUCAGGCUUAGUGAUUAGUGAACGUCCGUAUGGUUGAACAGUGUAAAAUAAAUUGUGGUUUUAUCUCACUGUGCACCUUUUAAUAAGCUUUUUUUAUAUUUUCCCUUGUUGAUUUUUGUUAAGGAUCUUGGUUUUACCCUCCCUUGUGUUGUGGUAUUGGAAACUCAUGCAAUUGUCUUGACUUGUGAUAUUGGAAACUCUUGCAAUUGUCUUACCUUGCAAACCUUCACUCAUUAUUCUUGAAAAUUUAAGUUGAGAGCAAUGGAUGCAGGCUAGUUUGUAUUAA